AUGGGGGUCCACCUCGCCUACGCCAUGGCCCACGCCGCCCUCGCCGCCCAGCAGCGGCAGGCUGCCGACGCCGACGCCGCGGGCGUUCCGGCCCACGGCCGCCUUCCGCUCACCGACGCACACUACGCGGCCAUGACCAAGCACGUCAUCCAUCUGGGCGCCCCGGGCCUCACCCGCUCUUCCUCCGCUCCGCAUCUUCGCGCGCCAUGGGAGGUUGCCGACGCUGAGUCGGUCCCCGUCCCUCGCUCGCGCGCCGCGGCCCGUGCCAUGUCCACCAUCGACCGUACAGAUAACGGGCCUGCCUCCGAUCGCGCGCGGUCGACCGCCGCAAACGCCGCUGGCUCGGCGCAUCCCGACGACGGCUCGUCGGUGGGCGAGGAAGAACCGUCGAGCGGGGGCAAGGGCAAAGCCAAGACCAAGGCCAAGGGCAAGGCCCGCAGCAAGAAGAUUAAGGGCAAGACGGUCAUUGUCGACGUCGCACCGCUCGUCUUUGCCCGCCUCCGCACCCGGUGGCGAGUUCCGGUCCCAGCCUACGUCGAUUCGCUGAUCUCGUCGCCGCUUCUCGGCGGCUCGACCGGCGCCGGCAAGUCGGGCAUGCUCUUCUUCCGCACCUGGGACAACAAGUACAUUAUCAAGACCGUCGCCUCGUCGGAGCUCUCGUUCUUCCGCAAGCAUCUCCAUGACUACUACCGCCACAUGGUCAUGUGCGACAACUCGCUCCUCACCCGCUUCUUCGGCCUCUACAAAAUCAAGGUCAAGUCGGAGACUGUCCGCGUUGUUGUCAUGAACAACGUGUUCCACACGCCGCUCCGCGUCCGCGAGGUCUACGACCUCAAAGGCUCCACCAAGGACCGCCUUGUCACCCAAAAGCAGAUCAUCGAGGGCGAGAAGGUGCUCAAAGACCUCAAUCUCAAGCGCCGUCUCCACGUCGGGCCCGGCGUCAAGGAACUGCUCCUUGACCAGCUCGAUCGCGACUCGGCAUUGCUUGCCGACCACGGCAUCAUGGAUUAUUCGCUCCUGCUCGGCAUCUACACUCCGGCUCCGGCCGCAACCGUGAGCCCGAGUGCCAGGCUCUCAUCGGCGUCGUCGUCGUCAUCAUGCUCGUCAUCGUCGUCAUCGUCGUGCUCGUCAUCGUCGUCGUCGAACCGCGGCUCAGCGCGCCUGGUUCUCGACUCGUCGACAACCUCGGACGCUUCGGAGCUUUCGUCGUCGUCGACGCUGGGCUCAUCGUCAGGCUCGGCGUCGGCAACGCUCCCGCCGGUCUCGGCCGUCCCGCCGCCGCCGCCUCUUCCGCCGCCGCCGCCGUUCCGUUCUGCCUUCCAGACCUACCUUGGCGGCAUCCGCUCCGAGGACCCCAGUGACCCGCGCCCGCUCGACGAGCGUGAGGUUUACUUUGUUGGUGUCAUCGACAUCAUGCAAGAAUACAACCUCAUCAAGAAGCUCGAGCACGCGUACAAGGUCAAGUCCGCCAAGCGGAGCACCAAGGCCGGCCGACUCACCCUGGAGAAAGCCGUGCUCUCGUCGGACCUCGUCUUUACCCCGGAGACCACCGACGAGACCGCCAUGUCUGCCAUCGAGCCCCACGCGUACCGGACCAGGUUCAUGGACUUUAUGCGCGCCAUCAUCACCGACGACGUGCCGACCUCGGAGGAGAUCGCCGCCCUCCGCUCCGAGGCGCUCGCCCGCGCCGAGCAAAAGCGCCUCAUCGACCGCCAGCGCAAGAUCAACCGCCAGCUCCGCCGUUCGACGCCCCGCAUCCACGCCCGGCCGGUAUCCACCGUCGCCUUUGCCCUCCCGGCCGUGGAUCCUGCCCUCGAGUCUGACCCGGCCUCCGGCCUCGAUCCCCGCACCGCCUCCUCAUCUGCUGCCAUCGACGACGACGACCUCUUUGCCUCUGGCGCCUGCAACGAGGACGACCUGGCGAGCAUGAUCGAGUCCGAAAUCGCCGACGCCAAUCCCAGCCUCGCGCCCAACGCCUUUGCCUUUGGCCUUAUGUCUGCCGUCGCCACUUCGAUGGCACGCACCGCCAAGUCACCGCGUUCCACCACAUCCGCGUCUGUGCCUGCGCCUGUGCCCGCUCCCGCCUCCACUUCUACAUCCAAGACCUCCUAACCCCCC
Molecule: messenger RNA, 2118 nt
Organism: Thecamonas trahens ATCC 50062
Lineage: Eukaryota; Apusomonadida; Apusomonadidae
Exons: 1
Coding region: 1-2112 (703 amino acids)
Biological process (GO): phosphatidylinositol metabolic process
Molecular function (GO): phosphatidylinositol kinase activity
Source: RefSeq, a predicted model, not a curated record